Messenger RNA from Orycteropus afer afer, 2685 nucleotides. The record is from RefSeq and is a predicted model, not a curated record. NCBI's taxonomy places the organism in Eukaryota, Metazoa, Chordata, Mammalia, Tubulidentata, Orycteropodidae.
AUGUCUUCUAAGAAAAACCGAAAGCGGCAGAACCAAUGCGCGGAGAACGGUUUGCCCUCUUUCUCUGCGGCUUCUUCUCCUGCGGGGGCCACGGCUCCUUCUUCUGGGCCAGGCUUCACGACGGCGGCCGGAACUCUGGCGGUGACAAACUUCAUAGAAAAGGUUGAUGACAGAGUUCCUAAAACGUUCCGGAAUUCCCUUGUUCAAUUUGGACUCAACACUAUGAAGUCUGCAAAUAUAUGUAUAGGUCGGCCAGUGUUGCUUACCAGUUUGAAUGGAAAGCAGGAGGUCUAUACAGCCUGGCCUGUUUCAGGAUUUCCUGGAGGCAAAAUUGGCCUGAAUGAAAUAGCACAGAAGAAUGUGGGGGUGAAGCCUGGUGAUGCCAUCCUGGUUCAGCCUAUUGUUGGUGCUGUGCUGCAGGCUGAGGAAAUGGAUAUGGCUUUCAGUAACAGAAAUGUGGAGAUCAAUGAAGAAGAAUUGACUGGUUGCCUUCUGAGAAAACUAGAUGGCAAGAUUAUUUUACCAGGCAACUUUCUGUACUGUACAUUCUAUGGAAGACCAUGCAAGUUGCAAGUGUUACGAGUAAAAGGGACAGAUGGCAUGAUACUGGGAUGGCCUCAGAGUGACUGUGAUACUGGCACCCAGGGAAUGGUUUUUGCACAGUCCAGCAUGGAUGCCAGUAGUCUGGAUAUGUCCUUACAGCUAAGCCGGUUAGGUCUGGAAGAUCCCCGGGAUCCGGCAUCAAGCAGUACUCCUUGCAAACCAAUAGAUGACAAAAUUAUAAAUAAUGCUGAUACCAUUUUGUUGGAUAUUGCACAGAGUCCUGGGGAACAGAGUGGACUUGGGCUAGAGGAAGACACUUGUCUUAAAUGUAGUUUUGAGUCUGUCGGAGAAGGAAAUAUACAACUUACCAAUGAAGAGAGAUUGCUAAAGUCAGCCAAUAUGGGAGCAAAAUUGAACACUGAUAAUUUUUAUUUUAUUUCUUCAACAACAAGAGUCAAUUUUAUAAAGAUCCAUCCAAAUACAAAAGAGCAAGACAAGCAAUUCAAAAUAACUUAUGACAUGAUAGGAGGCUUGAAUAGUCAGCUGAAAGCAAUUAGAGAAAUAAUUGAAUUGCCUCUCAAACAGCCUGAACUUUUCAAGAGUUAUGGAAUUCCUGCCCCUAGAGGAGUAUUACUCUAUGGUCCUCCAGGUACUGGAAAGACAAUGAUUGCCAGGGCUGUUGCUAAUGAAGUUGGAGCCUAUGUUUCUGUAAUUAAUGGUCCUGAAAUUAUCAGCAAAUUUUAUGGUGAGACUGAAGCAAAGUUACGUCAGAUAUUUGCUGAAGCCACUCUGCGGCACCCGUCAAUUAUAUUUAUUGAUGAGCUGGAUGCACUUUGCCCUAAGAGAGAAGGGGCUCAGAAUGAAGUGGAAAAAAGAGUUGUAGCUUCACUGUUAACACUGAUGGAUGGCAUUGGUUCAGAAGGAAGUGAAGGACAAGUGUUGGUUCUUGGGGCCACUAAUCGCCCUCAUGCUUUAGAUGCUGCACUCCGAAGACCUGGCCGAUUUGAUAAAGAGAUUGAGAUUGGCGUUCCUAAUGCUGAGGACCGUUUGGAUAUCCUUCAGAAGCUGCUUCGCAGGGUACCCCAUCUGCUCACUGAAGCUGAACUGCUACACCUGGCAAAUAGUGCUCAUGGAUAUGUUGGAGCAGAUUUGAAAGCCUUGUGUAAUGAAGCAGGUCUCUGUGCUCUGCGGAGAGUCUUGAAGAAACAGCCUAACUUCCCUGACAGCAAGGUGGCUGGACUGGUGAAGAUUACUCUGAAUGAUUUCUUGAAGGGAAUGCAUGACAUCAGGCCUAGUGCCAUGAGGGAGGUGGCAAUUGAUGUCCCAAAUGUAUCCUGGUCAGAUAUAGGAGGAUUGGAAGAUAUCAAACUGAAAUUGAAACAGGCUGUGGAGUGGCCCUUAAAACAUCCAGAAUCUUUCAUCCGGAUGGGUAUUCAGCCACCUAAAGGAGUUCUCCUAUAUGGGCCGCCUGGAUGCUCUAAAACAAUGAUAGCAAAGGCUUUGGCCAGUGAGAGUGGACUUAAUUUCCUAGCUAUAAAGGGGCCUGAGUUAAUGAAUAAAUAUGUUGGUGAAUCUGAAAGAGCAGUUAGAGAGAUCUUCCGAAAAGCGAAAGCAGUGGCUCCUUCAAUUCUAUUCUUCGAUGAACUUGAUGCCUUAGCAGUUGAAAGAGGCAGUUCUUCAGGUGCUGGGAAUGUAGCAGAUCGUAUUUUGGCUCAACUCUUAACAGAAAUGGAUGGGAUUGAACAGCUAAAAGAUGUGACCAUUUUGGCAGCUACUAACCGUCCAGAUAGGAUAGACAAGGCUUUGAUGCGGCCUGGAAGAAUUGAUAGAAUCAUCUAUGUGCCUUUACCAGAUGGAGCAACAAGAAGGGAAAUAUUUAGUCUGCAAUUUCGCUCUAUGCCAAUCAGUGAUGAGGUUGACCUGGAUGAACUCAUUCUCCAAACAGAUACAUACUCAGGAGCAGAGAUUAUAGCUGUUUGUAGAGAGGCAGCCCUGCUGGCUCUGGAAGAAAGCAUUCACGCUAACUGCAUUAGGAAAAGGCAUUUUAUACAAGCCCUGAACACUGUGACACCUCGAAUUCCUGAAUCGUUGAGACGUUUUUAUGAAGAUUAUCAAGAAAAGAGUGGGCUGCAUACUCUCUGA